Messenger RNA from Ictalurus furcatus (blue catfish), 1813 nucleotides. It is a transcript of the gene sdr16c5b, whose product is annotated as short chain dehydrogenase/reductase family 16C, member 5b. Lineage: Eukaryota; Metazoa; Chordata; Actinopteri; Siluriformes; Ictaluridae. The coding region runs from base 380 to 1300 and encodes 306 amino acids. The transcript is spliced from 7 exons. The record is from RefSeq and is a predicted model, not a curated record. Gene Ontology annotation, molecular function: oxidoreductase activity, acting on the CH-OH group of donors, NAD or NADP as acceptor. Gene Ontology annotation, cellular component: lipid droplet.
AACCUGAACAUGAAAGGAAUAUUCUAAAAGCGACUCGUGUAAACACCUUAAUCACAAUAUUGUCUUAUUCAGAAUAAGGUCAGUAAUUAGAUUACUGCUGUCCAUGUAAAUGUAGUCACUGAUUAUUAGGUGAAAGGUGUGUACGCUACAGAUUCACAGCUCAGUGCGUCUCGGCACACAAAUAGUUAACAGGUGACCGCGCCUUCCACAUCCUGUACCGUUACCGAGCACGCUGCACUAAUACCGACCUUUGUAUUGGAGGUAAACAUGUAAUUGAUGUUUUAGCGACCGAAGGUCGACUGUUUACUGCUUGUUUACCUACAAAAGCGAAUGAACGCGGCGGUGGACUCAUGGCCUGAGACCUCGCUCUUUUUCCGCCAUGAACUUCUUCUUAGAGACUCUGAAGGUUGUCGGGUUGUCGGUGGUCUACUACCUGGAGGCGUUUUUCCGGCUGUUUGUGCCGGCGCGGAGGAAGAGUGUUGAGGGAGAGGUGGUGUUGAUGACCGGAGCUGGAUCUGGACUCGGCCGGAUCAUGGCGCUGGAGUUCGCGCGACUCGGCGCGCGCCUUGUGCUCUGGGACAUCGACGAGGCGGGGAACCUGGAGACCGCGCGCCUUGUCAAGGAAACACACGGCGCGCGAGCGCACACCUACACCUGCGACUGCAGCAGCCGAGAGGAGGUGUACAAAGUGGCGGACCGGGUCAAACGUGAGGUGGGUGACAUCACUAUUCUGGUGAACAAUGCCGGCAUUGUCACAGGGAAAAAGUUCCUGCAAUCUCCAGACUCGCAUAUAGAGAAGACUAUGGAGGUCAACAGCAUGGCCCAUUUCUGGACGUGCAAGGCUUUUCUCCCAGCGAUGAUUGCUGCAAACCAUGGCCAUGUGGUCAGCAUAGCUAGCUCAGCUGGCCUUAUCGGUGUCAGCGGACUGGCAGAUUACUGUGCUAGCAAGUUUGCGGCAGUAGGCUUUGCAGAGUCCAUGGCUCUUGAGAUGUUGGCUAUUGGCUGUGAUGGAGUGAAGACCACGAUAGUGUGUCCCUUCUUCAUCAACACUGGAAUGUUUGAUGGAGCUAACACAAAGUGGCCGAGACUCAUGCCCAUUUUAGAGCCGGAUUACGUGUGUCGAAAAAUUGUUGAUGCUGUUCGGAGAGACCAAGUCUAUCUAUAUCUGCCUCGUAGCAUCUAUCUAUCCAUCGCUCUAAAGAAUAUCUUGCCUGUUAAAUUAGGAGUACUGCUUGGUGAAUAUUUAGGAGCAUUUGACUUUAUGGCUAAGUUCAAAGGGCAUGGCAAGAAGAGCAACUGAAGUCUGAGGAAACAUGAACCCCCUCCGUAGAGCUUCAGGAACAUCAGCUGUGUUUUCAGUGACAUUAGUUAUUAAUAGGAUGGACCAAAGCUGCACGGAGAUGAAUAAAGCAAUGAAGAAUUAUUAUUUAACUAUAUACAAGCAUGUCAAUGCAAACUACUAUUGGCUCUAAGCUAUAACCACUCAAUGCACUUAAUCUGGAGAAUAAAUCAAAUGUUCCAGUAUAAUAACAAUGUAAUAAUUGUAUUGUCUGUCUAGAUGUGUAGAACAAUACUGUUUGUAUUUUAUGAAGAUACUAAUUUGUAAUCUGAAGCAGCUACAACAUGUUGGUUGUAAAUGUAUCAUGAAAUAAAUCUAAUGAAGUUCACAGUGUGCACAUAUUGAAUGAAUAGUUUCUGUGGCUCUUUUAAAAAUCAUUUGAAUAUUGAAUUUUUAUUUCUUAACUAACACUAAACAGGUUUAGCAACUAAACACCAUUCAGUGUGAACCCCAGUAAAGCUUAUAAACCACUGA